Messenger RNA from Fusarium verticillioides 7600, 285 nucleotides. RefSeq lists its product as hypothetical. The coding region runs from base 1 to 285 and encodes 94 amino acids. NCBI's taxonomy places the organism in Eukaryota, Fungi, Ascomycota, Sordariomycetes, Hypocreales, Nectriaceae. The record is from RefSeq and is a predicted model, not a curated record. The transcript has a single exon.
AUGGAAAAGACAAGCUCCGGUAUUGAACAAGAAUUUGACACUGCCUGGAAGAUCAAUGCUUUUUAUGCCAGCGAUGGGAAAUCUUUGGAGGUCAAAGACGUCGGUACGCUAACGGACAACUGGGAAUAUGUCGGGCCAGUGGAAACCAAUUGGUACGAUCAUAUCUAUGAUUCGCUUGAAUUUGUCCGCGAAUUAGAUGCCAAACUCGAUGAAGAGAAAGUUACUGCUGGCACUGAAGCCGUGGACCACUGUUUCGUCCAGCUUCUCGGAUGGGCCCCCCUCUGA